CCUCCGCAGCGUUCGGACGUGCCUCCGCGCCGCGCGGUCACACCUGUGGCUCAAAACCAAAUAGCACCAAAAACCGCGAGUUCGAUUCAGGAUUACAGUGUAUAGUGAAUGAAGUGUUAGUGAAUUUUUUUUAUCAAUGAACAAGUUUUACACUUGACCGGUUUUUUGGUCCGGUUUAUUUCAUCUUGGACAUCCGUUGCGACCAGUUUGGACCGUGGGAAUUUUGCUGACGUCAGAAAAAGCACAGCACAAUGCGAUGACUAAAAUACAAUUCUAGUGAAUUAGUUUAGUUUUUAGGGAUAUUGCCAAAGAUUAAACAAAAAGUAGUGUAACUCUGCCAGCGGAUAGUGUGAACAAAAAUGUGUACUCGAUUAUAAGUGACGUUUGGAACGCUAUGUGCUGUGAACUAUUCCAAAAUGUGUCCCAAAUUAGGCAUUGCAGUCGCCGUUAUGUGUGCACUCUCGGCGGUGAGUGGCGCGCAGCAGCAGUACUUCCGCGUGUCCCCGCGAAGCCUGCGCGUGCAGGAAGGCUCGGAGGCGGUGCUGGAGUGCGCUGUGGCGAACCUGGGCGGGCAGGUGCAGUGGGCUAAAGAUGGAUUUGCACUUGGCUACUCGUCAGUGAUCCCCGGCUAUGCGCGCUACACCAUGUUCGGAGACCGUCGGCAUGGGGUCUACAACCUGCGCAUCGUCAACGUCACACUGGAGGACGAGGCCGAGUACCAGUGCCAAGUCGGCCCCGCACCCAAGCACAAGGUCAUCCGUGCGAACGCCUCGCUCUCUGUUAUAUCCCCCCCAAACGCAGUGGAGAUAGUCAAUCACCCCCACAACGACAAACUGGAGAUGAAAGAGGGUGAAGAUGUGGUGCUGGAGUGCCAGGUGAAGAACGCCAAACCGGCAGCCAAGAUUGUGUGGUAUCGAGGAAACCAGGAGAUGAAGGGAGACAAAGUAUCAAGAGAGGAAGUAAAGGAAGUGGAGGGACCCACCGGUAAUCCGAAAUCGACAAGAUACACGACUAUAUCCAGGGUCCACUUCAAAGCGACAGCAGACGACGACUACGCAGACUUCACGUGCGAAGCGAAGCACGAAGCGUUGCAGCGCGACACGCCCAUGCGAAGCACUGUGCAGCUCAGCGUUCAAUAUCCUCCUGGCGCCCCCUACAUCGAGGGUUACGCAGAAGGAGAGACAGUGCGACGGGGUCAGAGCCUCGAACUGGUCUGCCGAAGUCAGGGGGGCAACCCUCCGGCGCAGCUGAUAUGGUACAAGAACGGGGAGCAGAUUCGAAUGGCUUACAGAACAAGCGGACGACUGUCUGAGAGCGUGCUGUCGUUCAAGGCAGACGCGUCCGACAACAAGGCGCGCUACACGUGCGAGGCCAAGAGCGUCAUGAUCAGCAACACGCUCAAAGCCGAGAUCGACCUCACCGUGCUCUUCGCCCCCCUCCACGUGACAAUCUCCGGCCCCUCGGAAGCGCGCGUGGGAGACCCCGUGCCCCUCAGCUGCAGCACCGCCCCCUCCAACCCCGCCGCAGACAUCAAGUGGCUGGUGUUGGGCAAACACCAUCGAGACGCCAGCAACAGGACCUUUAUAUCUCCUGAAGGUGGCUGGAUCACCACGUCCAACAUAACGGUGGUGGUGGAACCGAACCGGCGCUCCGUGGUCGUGGUCUGCCACGGCAUCAAUGGUCAGCUGACGGAGAAUGUGGUGGCCACACACACCAUUAACGUGCUAUAUCCCCCGUCGGCGCCCAUGAUCACCGGCUACAUCCCUGGCACCACGCUGUCGGCGGGCACGGUGCAGAAGCUGGCCUGUAUCUCCUCUGGCGGCAACCCUUUGGCCACGUUGACGUGGUUCAAGAAUGACAAAAAGAUACAUUCAACAACGAAAACGACGGACAAAUCGGUGGCGGCGGAGAUAUCCAUCCUGACCAACGUGACGGACAACCAAGCGCAGUACCGCUGUGAAGCGACCAAUAGCGCCACCGAGAUACCGCUCUUCGAGACUGUCACGCUCAACGUGCACUUUGCACCAGAAACCGUGAAAGUGCGGGCGGAACCAGAAGUGCUUAAGCCGGGAAUCGAAGCCACGCUCUUCUGCGACUCUGCGUCCAGUAACCCACCAGCCAAGCUGUCGUGGUGGCGCGAUGGUAUCCCUGUGGAAGCAGGCAAGCCGUCCAAUGUAAAGACGGGUCUACACGGCGGCACGGUGUCCACCAUAGAGCUGAAGCUCAACAUCACGCGGCACCUCAACGGCGCGGUGUACACGUGCCAGGCCAUGAACGAGGCCUUGCAGCGCAGUGUGCACGACGCCUUAGUCCUCAAAGUACUCUAUGCCCCUAUCUUCGACGAGACGAGCCAGUACAGCACCGUGGGGGUGGAGAACGAGCCGCUGGUCAUCAUGCUGCGAGCUGACGGCAACCCUGGCAGCAUAACGUACACCUGGACCAAGGACGGGCUGCCUAUCACACAGUCUACCUACAGCAGUGCCAGCGACAGAAUAAUCUCAGAAGGCAGCAUGCUGAAUAUGACGCGACUGUCGCGUCACGACGCGGGCAUUUACACUUGCGAGGCUGUCAACGCGCAGGGCGCCGCCACUGUUAACAUCACCGUUAAUGUACAUUACCCGGCAGGUAUAAAGGCCGUGUCGCAAAGCGCCGUAUCCAGCCCCAACGAAAACGCGAUCCUCUCAUGCACCGCUACUGGAAACCCCUUAACAGCAGAGCACAUAAAAUGGGCACGCAAAGGCUACGACCUCUCGUCAGCCACCAUCACCUUCGAGCCGAGGAAUCGAACCAGCUACCUCCUGAUAGAACGCGCCACUCGGGAAGACGUCGGCAAGUUCCAGUGCAUCGUCAACAAUGGCAUCGCUGGAGACACGAGGAGGGAUGUCAUGCUUGUGGUUAAAUUUAAACCCGAAAUGGACAACUCUCCUAACUUGGUCAAAUCUGCAUCCAAUGCUGGUCAAGUCGGAAGGUUAACUUGCCGAUGCAAGGCGGCGCCAGCACCAAACUUCACGUGGUCCAAGAACGGCGUGAAGUUGCCCGUCAACACGUCCACCAAGUACUUCGCCGAGUACCACAAGUCCGACGCCAUCACCUACACGUCGGUGCUGCUGGUCAACGACGUUGGCACCGCUGACUACGGCUCGUACGAGUGCGGCGCGAGGAACGACCUGGGCUUUAGCUCCACAUCUGUCAAACUUGACGUCACUAGCGCACCUGAUCCAGUGACGUCAAUCACCGUGACGAACGUGACACACAACUCAGUGUCACUGCAGUGGACGCCGGGCUUCGACGGCGGACUGUUCUCGUGGUACAGGGUUCGAUAUCGUAAAAUCGUCGAGGAGUCGUACCGGUACGAGGAUGUGACGCCGAGGAACGCUACUACCUUCACCAUCCACGGGCUGGAACGAAACACGGACUAUGUCUUCUCUGUCAUGGCCAUCAACAAAAUAGGCCAGAGUAAAUACAGACCGGACGACACGAAAGCUACUACGCUUACUUCAUCAGAAGUAGGCGAGCUAAAUGUAGUUUCCACAGAGUAUGUAGAAACCGCUGACGUGUCCAAAUCCGUUGUAGUGUAUGUGUCUAUCACAGGCGCCAUUUUGGUUUUGAUAAACGCAGCUUUAGUCGCUUGUUUUGUUUUUAAAAGGCGAUCAAGACGUUUGAAAGAGCAAGCGGGGCAGUCCUCCAAGUCAGCCACAAUAGAGAUGUACGCGCCGUCCUCCUACAACGACACCAUGACCGGAGAGACGCUCAGCUCCGUGUCGGAGAAAUCGGAGACUUACUCGCAAGAUGGCGACGACAGACCCCCGCCGCCUAUACCUGAAGUGCCAAGUAUGCCUAACAGGCAUAUGUUGAAUCAGACCGACGCCUACCUCAUGGACGAGCAAGGGCUAGUCAUCCCCCCACCCCUGGACUACCCGCCGCCGAACUACGCGGUGUACGAGGGCGACCACGCGCGCACUUUGCCGCACCCUCACCGACACAAGGAUAUGAGCGGACACAGCACACUUGGACGCAGUGCCGGUAAACAGAACUACAUGCCAGCGCCGAGUCCGAUGCCGCCGCUAGAUGGCUCUUACUACAACAUGGCGUCCGACAGAUAUCUGUCCUACCCUCCGCUCAUCGGUGAAUAUUUACAGCAGCAGCAGCAAGGUCGCACGCCCACUCCGCCGCAGCAGUACUCGGUGCCCAAGCCGCACCUCAUGAAUGGAGUGCCGCCCUCGCCCUCCCACAUGAGCAGCCCGCCUCUCAACUGCGGUUUGGACGGUCUCGACCGGCAGUCGGCGGGGGGCACGCUGCGCCGACAGCGCUACGACAAGAUGGCCGUGCCGCCCCCUGACGUCACCGUGCUACACCAGGGGAACUGCAAUCAGCAUCUACCAAUGAACCAGACGCCAGCCGUGAAGCAGCCGCAGUCAAUCCUAAAAGACCCAUCCAGACACAAAUACGGGAACCAAUACGGCAGCCCGGUGUCGUCCAGCACACCACAGUCCAACUCGAGCCAAAUACUCACAGUACAAAACCUCACCUCCGACGUACCACAGUACGGUACGAUCAAAAAAGAAAACAAAAAACAAAAUGUUACAAUAGAUGAAUCAUACAUCAAACGGAGCGAAACUCAUGUUGUUUAAAUGACUUACAAUAAAGUGAAGUGACUCAGAUGUGAACGAUAAAAGUGACGUUAUAAACAAGUUGAUUUGAAAAGUGAUUGUAAGUGAAUGUGAAUCGCAAGUCGAAUCCUCUGUAAAUAAAUGAUAGACUAGUGAAAAAUUAGAUAGUUUUAAAAAUUUUUUCAUUGAAUGUGAUACCAAUGAUCGAACUUUUAAAGAGAAGUGUUAAGUGUCCACGAGUUUAGAUAGAAUUAUAAAUCUAAGACUUAAUUAACUGCCCCAAAGCCUCGAGUGUAUUUUUAAGGGAAUGAAUCUUCCUGAUGGAUUUAACGUUAAUCUAUAUUGAUGGAUUGGAGACUUUAAGAGGUAUUUAAAAUAAUUUUGAAAAUGGCUGAACAAGCAUUUUUUUAACUUAAAUUCCAGUGAAUUAUGUCCAAAAAGAUACACUCGAAACUAAUAGUUGUCGUUGAAGGAGACGGUUCAAAAACAGGUUGCAUUGUACAAAAAAAAAUGUUAAGUGAAACUUAAUUUGAAUAUUUUAUUGUCAUUGAAUUUUAUUAUUCAUUUAACAUUUUAAUAUUUAUUUUCCAAAUUAAUGUUUCAAAUACUUUAUUUUGUCUUAUUACAACUUGUAUAAUACCAAUUUAGAAAAAUGUAUUAUUUGUGUUUUGUUAAGCAAUAUCGAAACUGAGAAUUGACUGUCUCCUUUUGGGCUGAUACGUCUGGUUGUAAGAAAUAUUGUUUGACUGAAUUAUCAAUAUUACUAAAUAGUAAUUAUUUCUUUGUAAUUAGACGAUACGUCCAGACAUCUAUGUUGAUUACAAUGCAUUUGUAAUAAAGUUAAGGUGAAUUGUCAUUUUUGUCGCCCAAGAUGCAUGACUGACUGAAAUAUAAUUUCAUUGGAAAUUUUACUAAAAAUACGAAGGUUUAUUAUAAAAUAGUAGAAAUUGAAAAAAAUGAUUAUAAACUAUAACCAUUAUCAGUUCCAUAGCUACGCGUGAAUAGUUGUACGAUCUUAGUAAUUAUAUGUUGUUAAUUAAUAUAAAAAAGUGAGUUUGAUGCCUUUUAUACAAACUCUGUCAAUGUUGACAAAUUACAUUUGUAAUGAAAACGUAACAUACUGUUAAAUAGAACAUUUUUUUUUCAAAACUUUAAAAUAUGCGUAUGUAAAAUUGUGACAAUUCGCCUUAAGAGAAAUCAUGAAAAAAAAGAACUUCAAAAUCAUUUGCCAAUUAAUAAAUAUAAAUGAUUCCCUAUGAAGGAUCUCUUUUGGUUAAGUUUUUUAUUAAUGUUCUUAUAGUGAAUAUUGUUAUUGAUAGAAUUUUGAUUAUAUCUUUUUACAAAAUUUAUGGGAGAAUUUUGAAUUUGCCCUGACGGCUAGACCGUCGUUUGUUUUUAAGAAUAAUUGUUCUCGAUAUAUAUAUUGUUAAAGCUUGCCGCCCAGCGAAUGCCAUCGCGCGAGCGAAUUUUAUUUACUGUACUUGGUUUGACUAGUAUAAUAUUAUUAAGAUUGUUUAAUCUCGCUUUACCGUUUAAAAGUUGUUCAUUGUUAACUGUAUCUACUUUGUACUCGGAUUUAUUUCGUUUUUGCUUAAUUUCUCAGGACAAAUCAAAUUGCGGGUGGUUGCAUAUACGACUAAAAAGGAAUUAUGUUGUGGUUUUAGCAAUCCGUUAAGUAGCUUUAGCGAUGGUAGACACUAUGCGGCUAGCUUUAAAUCGUUUAUUGUUAUUAAAAGACUAACCAUGUCAGAAACUACAUAAAGUCGUUUUAAAAAAUAAAAUUCAAUUCCAAUAGUUUGUUUAUUUAAAAUGUUAAUUAAUUAUUUCAUAUAAAAAUCAUAAUAAUUAUUAUAUUUUUACAAUUAUUAUAUGAUUUUACUCCUUUUUCUUUCAUAUUUUUCAGACGAAACGGUAAACUAACCAAUUUGCAAUUUUUAUUGUUAAAUUUAUUAUCUCAAAUAAUAAAAAAACGUCUGUAUGAAUGUCUAAGUAAAGUGAUUUUGUAUUUCUGUAAUAUAUUAGUAACAAUUUUAAUUGUUGCAUUUCAUGAAAUGUAAAUAAUAAACGAAAUAAUACUCGAUCGCGAACUGACAAUAAAAAUAAGUUUUUAUUAAUUAUUAUUAAUUUAAAUCCCCUUGCUUACAUUAAUUGUAAAUAAAUCAUUAUUGUAAUUUUUACCUUUAAUAGCAUUUCUAUUACAAAAUUUAAUCGGUUUUAAUACAGAUACCAAAGUUUUUUAUUAAUUUUAUUCUUAAGUUAUUAAGCUACUCUUAUUUUAUUUUGUUUUCAGUUUGGUUAUUGUAACACUUUAUUUUAAGAAUAAAUUAAUUGAAGUCCAAUUGAUUGACUUUGAAUGUUAAAUCAAAAAAUUAUUCAAAAUUUCCCAAAUCCAUCCAUUGAUAAAAAUACGACUAUAUUUACAGAUGGAAAAUAUUUACUGCUACAAUUCGAAUUUAAAUAAAAAUAUCUAAUAUAUA
Molecule: messenger RNA, 7087 nt
Organism: Bicyclus anynana (squinting bush brown)
Lineage: Eukaryota; Metazoa; Arthropoda; Insecta; Lepidoptera; Nymphalidae
Gene: sns
Product: nephrin
Exons: 29
Coding region: 417-4631 (1404 amino acids)
Biological process (GO): cell-cell adhesion
Cellular component (GO): cell-cell junction
Molecular function (GO): cell adhesion molecule binding
Source: RefSeq, a predicted model, not a curated record